Sarcophilus harrisii (Tasmanian devil) is the source of this 1382-nucleotide messenger RNA. Its product is annotated as olfactory receptor 8D1-like. Bases 317 to 1339 code for a protein of 340 amino acids. Gene Ontology annotation, molecular function: odorant binding; olfactory receptor activity; G protein-coupled receptor activity. The record is from RefSeq and is a predicted model, not a curated record. The transcript has a single exon. Lineage: Eukaryota; Metazoa; Chordata; Mammalia; Dasyuromorphia; Dasyuridae. Gene Ontology annotation, cellular component: membrane. Gene Ontology annotation, biological process: sensory perception of smell; G protein-coupled receptor signaling pathway.
UUCAUAUUCUAAAUUCUAUGCCUCCCUACCUCUAGCCUACCUUCCAUGAAAGGGCAAGCAAUCUGAUAGAAGUUACACAUGUACAUUUUUAUAGUGUAUAGGCUAGAGCCAAACACUGACUUUAGGCUACAUAGGCUUCACAAGAUGACUCUGCCAAGAAUACAUAUUUUCUCUGUAGCUUUUAGAAGAAUUUGAUUUAGGUCUGAAAGCAGUGUAGGUUUUAAACCCCUAAAGUAUCUAUAGGUCAGAGUGGAGAGCAUAUAUUCCUAGAUUAAGUUUUGACUGAAAUCCUAAGAGUGGUCUUGAAUCAGCAAAUAUGGGUCAUUUUCUAUUUUGCAUAAUAACAUUUUUUUUUAUUCCUGCAGAGAAUCACCCCAACUCUCAAAGGAUGAUGACUACAGAGAAUCAUUCUAUAGUAACUGAGUUUAUUAUCAUGGGAUUAAGUGACCAUCCAGAGCUCCAACUUCCCCUCUUCAUUUUGUUCUUAGGAAUCUACAUUGUCUCCAUGGUUGGGAAUUUAGUACUGAUUUUACUAAUCAGAAUCAGUUCUCAGCUUCACACUCCCAUGUACUAUUUUCUUAGUAACUUGUCCUUUAUAGAUCUCUGUUAUUCCUCUGUCAUUACUCCCAAAAUGUUGGUGAAUUUUGUAUCAAAGAAAAACAUCAUCUCCUACUCAGGGUGCUUAACCCAGUUCUUUUUCUACUGUGCUUUUGCCGUUUCUGAGUGCUACAUGCUGACAGCUAUGGCCUAUGACCGUUAUGUUGCCAUCUGUAGCCCCCUGCUUUAUUAUAACACCAUGUCCCAAAGAGUCUGCUUCCUGUUGGUGUCAGGGGUAUAUACAAUGGGCACUUUUUCAGGUCUGAUUCAAACAGCCUACUUGGCCAGACUGCUAUUCUGUGGGGACAAUGUUAUCAACAAUUACUUCUGUGACAUCCUUCCCCUCCUGAAGCUCUCCUGCUCUAGCACUUACAUCAAUGAGCUUCUGUUGAUGUUUCUGGUUGGAUUCCAUUCAUUGGUGACUACAGUACCCAUUUUUAUUUCUUAUGCAUUUAUUUUUUUCAGCAUCCUCAGUAUCCGUACUGCAAAGGGGAGAUCUAAAGCCUUCAGUACCUGUGGCUCCCAUCUAGCAGGUGUUAUCAUCUUUUAUGGGUCCAUUAUUUUCAUGUAUUAUAAGCCAGCUUCUAGUUACAAUGUAAUCCAAGAAAAGGUGGCUUCAGUGAUUUAUACUAUGGUUAUCCCAAUGCUGAAUCCUCUGAUCUACAGUCUAAGGAACAAGGAUGUGAAAGACUCAUUAAAAAAAGUCAUAAAAAGUGAGGUAUUUCCCCGAAUGAAGCAGUAAUCAAUAAAAUUAAAGUUUAUAAUUUAUUUCUAUUUUUCUUCCC